Sipha flava (yellow sugarcane aphid) is the source of this 1376-nucleotide messenger RNA. Its product is annotated as glyoxylate reductase/hydroxypyruvate reductase-like. Gene Ontology annotation, cellular component: cytosol. The coding region runs from base 270 to 1238 and encodes 322 amino acids. The transcript has 9 exons. Gene Ontology annotation, molecular function: NAD binding; glyoxylate reductase (NADPH) activity; hydroxypyruvate reductase (NADH) activity. Lineage: Eukaryota; Metazoa; Arthropoda; Insecta; Hemiptera; Aphididae. The record is from RefSeq and is a predicted model, not a curated record.
AAAUAUUAUUGUCUGUGAUUACUCUAUAUUUUUAUAGUAAUUACUUUGAGCGUAAGCAAAACAACCGGUUGAUCAGUUAGAGUAUAAAUCAUCCUCGCCGUCUGCGUUGACCCUGAACCGAACGAAUAUCUUGUUUUCGUGAUCCGUCUACCGACCAAUAAAUAUUUCACUAUCUACGUUAAUUGUAAGGACGGAACCUGGCAAAUCUAUAAGAAGUGCAAGUGUACAACUCAAGUUUGAAUCAACCGUAAAGAAUUUUAAUUACCGUCAUGUCGAAACCGAAGGUAUUCAUUGCAAUGAAAGGCGUCCCAGAAGUCGCAAUUAAUUUACUUCGUAAACGGUUUGAAGUUGAAAUAUGCGAGUCUAUUCAAUCAACAAAAGAAGAGAUGUUAAAAAAAAUACCGGGAUUCUUUGGGAUAUUCUGUUGUCCAUCAAUCAUGAUUAAUGAAGAAGUUAUGAAAGCUGCAGGACCAAGUUUAAAAGUUAUUGGAACCAUGUCUGUUGGAUACGAUCAUGUAAAUUUACCUGUAAUGAAAACUAAUGGUAUUCGCUUGGGAUAUACACCAGAUGUUUUAACUGAAACAGUAGCAGAAACAACUGUUGGAUUGUUAAUAUCAACAACAAGAAGAUUUUUUGAAGCAAACCAUGCUGUGAAAACAGGUGGAUGGAAAAAUUGGACCCCUACCUGGAUGUGUGGUAAAGGUAUUAAAAAUUCUGUUGUUGGCAUUAUUGGCUGUGGAAAUAUUGGAACUUCAAUUGCAAAAAAGUUAGUUACAUUUGAAAUAUCACAAUUGCUGUACACUAGUAGAAGUGAAAAACCUGCAGUUAAAGCACUUGGAGGGAAAUUAGUUACAGUCGACGAACUUGUUGAAAAAAGUGAUUUCAUAAUAUUAGCCAUUGCUUUAAAUGAAGACACAAAAUUUAUAAUAAAUGGAGAACGCCUUGCUAAAAUGAAAUCUCAUGCCAUAUUGGUGAACAUUGGUCGUGGAGGGCUUAUCGACCAAGAUGAAUUGAUAAAAGCAUUACAAGAAAAAAGGAUUGGAGGAGCAGGUCUUGAUGUAAUGACACCUGAGCCAUUACCACUUGAUAAUCCUUUGAUGAAAAUGGACAAUGUUGUGCUAUUACCUCACAUUGGAAGUGCUUCCAUUGAAACUCGGAUAGAAAUGGCUUUAAUCACCGCUAAUAAUAUCAUUGCUGUAUUGGACAAUAAACCUAUGCCAAAUGAAGUACACUGUUAGUUUAUAAGUUAUUUAAUCAUUAAAAAUAUUUUUAAAACUGUACAUGGAUGGCUCAUACCUAUAUACAUACUUGAUUUAUUGCAAAAUAUUUACAUAUCUUAAAAAAAUAGCUUGAGUUAUAUUUACAUUUUUAUUUUA